AUGAACGACCCUGGGCUUGACGAACCGAUAGCCGAUGCCUCUGCCAUCCUCAAGGAAAAUGUCCAAGACUAUCCUCCCGCAUCCCAUCAUAAUGCUCAAACCUCAUCACCUUCUCGUCAACGAGACAAGUCCCCAGAAGAGAUGUACGACAAAAUGUCUGAGGAGGAGCAAGAGCGGAACUUUCUUAUGCCAGCGAGAUGGUGGUACGCCUCCACGGGUAUUCCCCUUGUGGCGGGUACGUUUGGGCCCAUGGCGAAUGCGUUCAGUAUUUGUGCGCUGGUGGAGAAUUGGCGGGUUGAGAUUCCCCCGGGAGGGACAGAGGAGCAUGGGAUUGACAUCACAGACCCUGAUUGGCUUAUCGCUGUCAAUGCCGUCUCCUUGGCCUUUGCCCUGGUCGCCAAUGUGUCUCUCCUCCUGAACAUGGCGCGCCGUGUACCUUUUCAAAUCGCCCAACCUAUUACCAUACUCGGCUUUUGGAUCGCCUCAGUGCUCCUGAUCGGCCUGGUCGCUAACGCGUCCUUCAACUUUGACGCUCCCGGUGUCAAAAAUCAGGCCCUCUCGCAGCCAUAUUACUACGCCAUCUUCGCCGCGGGACUGUAUCAGGUUAUUUCGUACUCGAUGUGUUUUACGGUGUAUGGGGCGUACAAGGGUUAUUACAGUAAAGAGUUCAAACUUACCGUGGCGCAAAGAACGUUGAUGUUACAGACAGUUUUGUUCUUGGUGUAUCAACUAUUGGGGGCGCUGGUGUAUUCACACAUUGAGGGAUGGAAAUUUUUGGAUGCGGUAUAUUGGGCUGAAUUUACUUCUCUGACGAUUGGGAUUGGUGAUGAUUAUACGCCUAAGACUCAUUUGGGCAGAGGACUGUUGUUUCCCUUUGCGAUGGGCGGCAUUAUCAUCCUGGGUUUGGUGGUCGGAUCGAUUCGGUCAUUGAUUCUUGAGAGAGGGAAAAAAAAGAUGGCAGCACGGUUAACAGAGAAGACCCGACUGCGACUGAUCAAAGAGAUUGAGAAGAUUAGUAAGAAGAAGGGCCUCUUGAGACACAAGGGUGCACUGGGUCUCGAAAAAAACACCACGAAAGCGUUGACUUUGGACCCAGGGGAUGGAGAGAUAUCCGAGCUGGAGAGGAGACAAGCCGAGUUCGAGGCGAUGCGGAAAGUCCAGGAGUGGGCCGCUACUGAGCGCAAGUACAUGAGUUUGCUUGUAUCGACGUUUGCGUUUGCUUUCUUGUGGACCAUUGGGGCAUUGGUGCUUGAACACACGGAAAAGAACCAGGGAUGGACGUAUUUCGAUUCACUCUACUUUUCGUAUACCACGCUUUUGACCAUCGGCUAUGGGGAUUUCCAACCCAUGAGUAACAGUGGCAAGCCUUUUUUUGUCUUCUGGACUCUGCUAGCCGUCCCUACCUUGACAAUUCUCAUCUCUGACAUGGGAGAUACCGUGGUGAAAGCUGUCAAAGACGUCACCAUCUGGCUGGGGGAGAUCACUGUGCUUCCCAGCAGCGAGGAUACCAUAUCAAAUCGGCUCAAGCACGGCGUCUACAAGGCCACUCUUGGACAGCUGGAUCCUCGAAACCCAGAGUGUCGAGAUCAAAAGACUGGUGAAAACGACAAGAAGAUCAAAGAUCGUCUGGCUGCCGACUUUGAGGAGGAGGAGAAACGCGACGAGUCCGAUGCUAGGGACAGGGGGGACCGUUGGCAAGAAGAUGCCCACCACUAUCGCCAUGUGCUGCUCUCUCAGAUUCGAAAGGUGUAUGCGGAUGCUUCAGCAGCAACGCCCAAGACGUACACCUAUGAGGAGUGGCAAGACUUUCUCAAGUUGCUGGGUGAGGAUGAAGCAGAUGCAUCAUACCACCGACGAGCUCCCGCUCACGGUGGCAAGGGAAAUGAAGCUCGAGAGACUGAGAAAGACCAACAGGAAGACAAAGAUACCCGGGUUGCCCAAUGGAGCUGGAUCGACCCACAGAGUCCAUUAAUGGGUGAUAAGGAGGAAGCUGAGUGGUUGCUGGAACGACUCUUCCAGCGGCUGGAAGAAAGUCUGCAUUCUGACACAAAGCAGACGGAGAAUGCGAAGCAUUACACCAGCGAUUCCAGACGGCAGAAACGGCGAGAGGAAGACGAGGCAGGGAGUGAGUGA
Cladophialophora bantiana CBS 173.52 is the source of this 2133-nucleotide messenger RNA. RefSeq lists its product as uncharacterized. The transcript has 5 exons. Bases 1 to 2133 code for a protein of 710 amino acids. Gene Ontology annotation, biological process: potassium ion transmembrane transport; stabilization of membrane potential. Lineage: Eukaryota; Fungi; Ascomycota; Eurotiomycetes; Chaetothyriales; Herpotrichiellaceae. Gene Ontology annotation, molecular function: potassium ion leak channel activity. Gene Ontology annotation, cellular component: membrane. The record is from RefSeq and is a predicted model, not a curated record.